AUGUACACACGAUGGAUGCUGAAUAUCCGUAUUCCACAGGUACCGCCACAUCCAGGGGACGAAUCCAAUCUCUUCAGGCACGCCAUCCAUUGCGAGCCUAUGAAGGCUACCUUUCCACAACUCUACAGAUUCUCAAGGUCCUCGAAGACCCCUCUGGCAAAUGUAUUUGCUGCUGGUACUAAUUACAUUACAACUGGGAAUCAUACUAGUAGUAGCUACAACCAUGCCACAGAUGAUGACGUGACAUCCGAGGUACUGCAAAACGACGGGCAGUUUUACCACGCGUUCCAAACUUUUGUAUCUGAAAAUCCUGAGGUGCUUCCGUAUCUCGGUCUUUUUUCGGAGGAGUAUUUUCGUAUCAGCAGGCUUUACUCGCGUGUGAACGACAAGCUCGUCCAUGGGACAGCGGCAUCGGACCCGGUCGCUAUGGCGGUGCUGAGACCCUUUUUGCUGGGUUCCUCUUCCACGACUGUUGACGCAAGUACAUCACAGCACAAUGAAGCACAUGUUGACUUGAGAAUGAGGAUAGACGACCACCUUGAUCCAUUACCACCUUUUUUGAAGGGUAUCACUUUCGACGCCCAUGGCAAACUGAGCGCCGAAGUGCGGGAAUCUCUCAAGUCGAACCGGACUUUCACGAAGGCUCAGGUUACUGCUUUUUUGGAGAGGUUCGCUGCCGGUCAGGAUGGAACCAUUGACUUCUGCGAAAUGGCGCGGGAAAGCGUGCAUCGUCAUUACGGUGGAGACCUCGAAGCUGACGAGGCUUUUCAAGAUGAGCCAGUCUCACGACAGGAUUCUUCUCCAUAUGAGGACGCCGAUGCGUCGGAGCAGGCGAUUACGGAGAAAUUGACAAGCGCACUGCGACUUUUUCGCUUUGUUUUCCACCUCGACGACAGCGCUUUGUCUGCGCAGCUGGCUUUUGCUGAUCUGAAGGAAAUUUUGAAUAUUGGAAGCAUAUCAACCGACGAGGCUGCUACUUUUUGUAUCUCACGUUUGCGCGAUGCUCUGUGCAGUCUCCGUGUUGGCGCCGUUCUUUUACCUGCGUAUGACAGUGGCCAUGGGGACCUGGAGGAACGAGCAGCAAGUACGAGCGAGCUCUUGAUAACGGUGCCCGACACGUAUCUCCACGAGAAGCUACUUUUUGUUUCUGAAGGAGAGGGAGCGCCCGUGCUCCCCUCCCAGGAGCGCUGUCGGUGGCAAUCGGCGAAUCCUGCUUUUUCUGGACGCGGUUGA
This is a messenger RNA of Amoebophrya sp. A25, 1233 nucleotides long. The record is from the annotation of a GenBank genome assembly. Lineage: Eukaryota; Dinophyceae; Syndiniales; Amoebophryaceae.